Vitis vinifera (wine grape) is the source of this 1431-nucleotide messenger RNA. Its product is annotated as DNA polymerase II subunit B4. Gene Ontology annotation, molecular function: chromatin DNA binding; protein heterodimerization activity. Gene Ontology annotation, biological process: leading strand elongation; heterochromatin formation; DNA damage response. Bases 68 to 679 code for a protein of 203 amino acids. The record is from RefSeq and is a predicted model, not a curated record. NCBI's taxonomy places the organism in Eukaryota, Viridiplantae, Streptophyta, Magnoliopsida, Vitales, Vitaceae. Gene Ontology annotation, cellular component: epsilon DNA polymerase complex; CHRAC. The transcript has 3 exons.
AAACAUGUAAUGCUUCGGAGAGAGAAAAAGUUUACUCUGAAUUGAAAGAGAGAGAGAGAGAGGGGCGAUGGAGAAAGUGGCAGUUGCAGAGGUCGAGGAGCUGCCCAAGACUAUAGUGCGCAGGGUGGUGAAGGAUAAGCUCUCUCAGUUCUCCGAUGACGGCGAUAUCAUUAUUCACAAGGACGGUCUUCGCGCCUUCUGCGAAAGUGCACGCAUUUUCAUCCACUAUCUAUCCGCCACUGCAAAUGACUUGUGUAAGGAGUCUAGGAGGCAAACAAUCAAUGCUGAUGAUGUUUUGAAAGCAAUUGAAGAAAUUGAGUUUCCUGAAUUUGUUCAACCUCUUAAAGCCUCUCUUGAUGAGUUUAGGAAAAAGAAUGCUGGAAAGAAGGCCGGAGCUGCAAAGUCAAAGGAAGCAAAGAAAAGAAAAGAAGAUUCAUCCCUAAAUAAUGAGGGUGACAAGGGUAAAAAUGAUGGUGGAGAUGAGGGGAAUGAGGUCGAGGAUGACUCCCAUGGUAAUGACUCAGAAUAUUAUGUAAUAUGUACAUUGUUGUUUCCUGCUAUAACACAUCACAAGAUCUUAGGUUUUAGCCCAAAGAGUAGACCGCAUCAAAAUUCAUGUCCCCUUCAUCAUCGUCUGCCUAGUUCUUUCAUCCCCAUUUCUAUAAAUAAUCUAUGUUAGUGACUCCGUAUAUUCUAGCUAUGGACCCACUAUGACCAAAGAAGCAUUUUCAGGAAAUAGAAUAAUCAGCACUGAUAAAACUAGGCCUGUGGCAACAGAGAGGAUUAAUUAAAUUUCUUGACUAGAAGCAUAUGUAUGUACAAUUGACUAGUUUUUUUUUUUGGUAGGCAAAUAUGUGAGUGUAGUUUAAUGGUAUUCUUGGUGUUGCUCUGGUAGUUAACACCCUUUAACCAUUCAGAGCAAUCUCAGGUGCCAGGAAAUGGAGCUGUAUCUGUUGAUCAUCACCACAUUGAUCAUCUUGAUGGUUUGAAAAUGUCAAAUAUCAGAAAUCAAGAUGUACUCCGUACCUUAAAAGACAAUCAGAAUUAUCAAUAAAUUUUCUUCAUAGCAGGACUAUUUUUUAGGAAAGAUUUCCCACUGGAUUCCUUUACUUGGUUUCUUUUCAGAGCCGAAGCAGAAGAGUGCAGGAAAAAAGUCAGGAGCAGGCAAAUCAAAGAAAGUGAAUAAGAAGAGGAAAGUAGAAGAAGUGAAGCAAGAUGAUGAAGGCAAUGAAGAUGAGGAUGACUCUCAUGCUAACGAGUGAGAAUUAUUGUUCAUGCUUUUCAGAGGGAGGAAAAAAAAUGAUCCUGUUGCUCUAAAUGCCAUUUUGUAUUCCUACACAAUGCCUAAAAUGUAGGCUGCAUCAAUUUUUGUGUAAACUGUUUUACCAAAUCUCUAGUAAGUAUGCCUGAGUGAUAAAAUUGCAUUGGCCA